AUGGAGGCGCCGCCGUCAUUGUCGUCGCUGUGCGUGAUGCGGCACAAGCUGCGCGCCACCGUGCGCUGCUUCGGCGGCAGCAGCGGGGGUCUGGCCGAGCGGAUGCGGUGGCGCCGCCGCGCGGGCGCCGGGGACUUUCGGUACGACCCGCUCAGCUACGCGCUCAACUUCGACGAAGGCGACCACGGAGUCGACGGCGACGAGGAGGACCAAGCCGGUGGCCGCCUCGACGCCUUCCUGUUGUCCUCGCAGCUGGUGGUCACGCGGAGGCCGGGGUCCGCCGCCGUCGAGGCCGCGCAGCCGCAGCGUCUGGCCUGA
Molecule: messenger RNA, 318 nt
Organism: Miscanthus lutarioriparius
Lineage: Eukaryota; Viridiplantae; Streptophyta; Magnoliopsida; Poales; Poaceae
Source: the annotation of a GenBank genome assembly